CAGUAUCCGGUAUUUAUGCCGCCCCAUGAGGCCCCUCUACGGCUCCAGGUCUGGAUCCGCCCCUGGUCCUUCCCUGUUCAGGAACACCCCGUCCAGCCUCCUCCAGAACCUCCUCCAGAACCUCCCAGCAGGUCUCCGUCUCUCCCCGGGACUCUCCAGCAGCGGCCCGCCGGCUGCAGUGACAGCGGACCAGGGUGCGACAUGAACGUGCCUCAGCUCAAUGAACUCCCGGACGCCGCGGAGCAGCUCAGGCCGUUUGUGAGCAGCCUGAGACGGGAGGCGCUGCAGGAGCUGACCGCCGUCCGGAGCCUCUCCGACGGAUUCCUGAUCAAGUUUCUGCGGGCCAGAGACUUCGACGUGGAGCUUUCUCUGAAGCUCCUGCUGAACUACCAGCGCUGGAGGAAGGAGAGUCCAGAGAUCAGCAGAUGUUUGUCUCCUUCGUCUGUCCUCGGCCUCCUCAACACUUCGUACCACAGCGUCCUCCCAGAGAGAGACCACACCGGCAGCAGGGUGCUUAUCUACAGGAUCGGGCAGUGGCACCCGAAAGACUGGUCGGCCUUUGAGGUGUUCAGGAUCAGUCUGAUGACAUCAGAGAUCAUCUCCAUGGAGACAGAAACACAAAGGCGGGGCCUGAAGGUCAUAUUUGACCUGCAAGGGUGGAGUUUAGGCCACGCCCUGCAGUUCAACCCUUCCCUCGCCAGAAAAAUAUCCUCCGUACUUUCGGACUCUUUUCCACUGAAAGUUAGAGGAAUCCAUCUGGUCAAUGAGCCGAUGUUCUUCCGUCCGGUCUUUGCUAUGAUUCGUCCCUUCCUGCCAGAUAAGAUCAAACAGAGGAUCCAUAUGCACGGUGCUGAUUUCUGCGAGACUUUAGGCGACUACUUCUCGUCGCAUGUCCUUCCUCCAGAAUAUGGAGGAGAGGCAGCUGAAAUAGAAGAGUUGUGUCAGGACUGGACCAAUCAACUGCUUCAAUCAGAGAACUUCCUACAGCAGGUUGCUGCUCAUCCAACCGGUGACAUCGCCAUAAAUCCUGAGGACGUCUUGAUCUAAGAGAAAGAGGAGACUGAACAGCUGACUGAAACAGGACGUUUGCAAGAUAACUCAUACUCAUGGAUGUUUGUAUUGUAACAUGCUCUCUGGCAGCCAUUUUUGAAGUCUCCUGAGUACUGACUGUAGAAGUUGUUGGCUGUGUGGAGAGAGCUGAAGAUCUAUGGGUAAUGUCUGUGCUACUUUCUAUCUUCCAGCACUGAUCCAUCUGAUUGACUUUGCGUUUACAUGAUGUUUCUUUUUUUUUUAGCUACGUUUCUCAUUCAAUCUCCAACCAUUGUUUGGAGUCGCAUCCUUUAACUGAAAUACAAACAUUUACGUAGAAAUUAGAUGAAGAGGUUAAUGGUCUUCUCUUGUCUGGCUGUUGUAGUUCUGAUCUGGAGUCUGGAUGCAGUUUAAGAUCAAGACUGGAAAUAGGGGGACACUUGGUCAACUUUGGUCUUGUUGGCAAAAAAGCGUAACUUCUUAAGUUCAGUCAGAUCCAUUGGUACUCAUUAUGUCCAAUUUCACAAGACCAAUAUGGUGACGAUUAAAGGCCAAACUCAAAGACUCCAGUUUACAAAUGGUAAAUAGGGAAUAACUUGGACACAGCCUUCAUCUUGGUUGUUUACCCAGCCCAUGAAAAGUUGUAAAACGAAUCACUUUUGAUGUUAGUGGGAAUAUUACUAACCAACUAUGGACACACUGCUACAAAGUGCUGAAGGGAUGGAAAUACUGUUAUUCAUCAAGACCUCCCACUGUAACUGGAAGUUUUCAUUUUUACAAGUUACACAACCACAAUGCACUGUGUUAAUUAGAAGCUUUGGCAGGUUUUUGUUGUUUUCCCUCCAGUUUUUAUGCUAAGCUAGGCUAACCACACCUCGACACCAGGUGUAAAGCAGAACUUACUGUGAAACAGAAGGAAAAUAUGAGCAUGUUUCCUACAACGUAAUGAAUGCAUUUACUGUAUUCAUGAAUUUUGAUUGUGUUACUGUCAGCAGCUUGGUCAGGCUAAGAAAACCGACUCAUCUCAAGUGUUUUGAACUAAACACAGGACAGUUAACUGUGUCGCCUCGUAGUUUCUAACUCUGAUCAAACAUGGAUCAAUGACAGUUUUUCAUCAGGUUUUUAACUUUUGCAGAUCCGUUGCUGAAUGUUGCUGUGUGGAUCUCACUUCAUGACAUAUUCCUUUCAGGGGUGUCAUUCAGCUGUUCUAUAGGAACAAAUAUUCUCUUUUUCACUUGAACCUCAGAGAUCCAAUCAACCAAUCAAUCCAGCUUUCUGUUUCCUCAUGAUUUAUCUCUGGUAUUCAUUUUACAAUUUUUUUUCAUCUAUGAGCUGAAAUUCUGUUUAGAAAUAAUGAUAGAAAAAUGUAAUAAGUCUCAUGUAUGGGGCUCUCUUUGGACCACAGCUGUGCUUACAGUACAUCCCAUAAACCCAGGUACUGUAACAAUGUGAAUUUUCUGUACAAACUAAGUUCAUAGUGAUUUUUUGACUAAUUGCUGUAAAGACUAGAAUACAGAACUUAUUUUUUUUAUUAUAAAUAUAAUUAUUUGCCCUUUAAAAAAAAUAAAAUGUAUUGACUGAAAAUUAACUGAAUGAAAAGUUCUGAAGUUGUCAUGUGGUGACUGCUUGUACUAAUUGGACCUAUGCAAUGUGAUACAAAUUAAUUUUAAGCACAAACAAUAUUUUUAAAAUUUGAAGCACAGAUCUGCACCUUUAUUAUUGUAAGUCUUUAAAUAAAUACACAGGCAAGAUUCAUACACAUUAACCGGCCAAUGACAUAAAGGGCUCAAAAUGUUGUCAAUAAAUUGUGUGUAGAACACAACAAGCUCGGA
This is a messenger RNA of Amphiprion ocellaris (clown anemonefish), 2861 nucleotides long. It is a transcript of the gene ttpa, whose product is annotated as tocopherol (alpha) transfer protein. The record is from RefSeq and is a predicted model, not a curated record. Gene Ontology annotation, molecular function: phosphatidylinositol bisphosphate binding. Gene Ontology annotation, cellular component: membrane. The coding region runs from base 16 to 1047 and encodes 343 amino acids. The transcript has 5 exons. Lineage: Eukaryota; Metazoa; Chordata; Actinopteri; Pomacentridae.